CGUACAUGUACAUUUGUUAGCAUCUCAGCUUGUGGUGAAAACUCCCGUCGUAUUCCGUCGUCACGUCGGUAUCUUUGUUCGAAAGGCCUUUUAUGUUAAGCGAAAACGCGUAGGCACUACCCCGUUGAUAGUUGGGUGCAUCUGUAUCAGGUAACAAAAUGCCGUCUGCGGUACAACAGUGCUGCCUUCUGGUCUGGACGGUUCUGUGCGUCCAUACCAGCAUGACCCAUGGCCAAGUACCGACCUUUGAUAAGUCUCCGUGUGUUGAUGACAUUUACGCUGAGCCCGGAUCGGCGUCGUUUGUGGAGGGGAUUGUAUGGGUCAUUCCAAGUGCCAAAGAUCAAAACAAAAAACCAGCAGCCGUAACCUGUGACAAAGACGUCGGGACUGACAAGUUUGAAGCCGGUUCAACGGUAGUCACUUGCACAGCAGUCGACACCAGCGACAGAGCAUUGACGGCAGAGUGUAGUUUCACCAUUCAUGUGUUUCCCAAGUUUACAGUCGGCUGCCCCUCUCCUAUCAUCCAGAAUGAUACCGAGGCUUAUUUUGACACUCCAACUGCCGUUGGUUCGGGAGGGAAAUCCGUAGAUGUCCUGUGCAACACGAAGAGCGGUGACCCCCUUUCUGAUCCUUUAACCACAGUGACAUGUACAGCAACUGAUACUGACAGAAACUUAAAUGCUAGCUGUUCAUUUACUGUGACAAUUGGCAUUCCUCCGACAUUUGACCUAAGCCCAAAUUGUGAGGAAUCUUACAAUGUUGCACCAACUGCUGGCAAAAAUGAGGCAGAGGUAGUUUCUUGGCCUGAGCGGACAGCCAAGGACGCCAGUGGCGGUGUCGCAAAUGUGGAGUGUAAACCAGCUAGUGGGGCGACAUUCAGUGGUGGGGAAACAAAUGUUACAUGCACAGCACAGGAUUCUUCGAUAUCAACUCUGAUAACUACGUGUGAUUUUAAAGUUCGCGUCUAUCCUAUCUUUACCACCGGCUGCCCGGCUGCCAUAGUACAGGCAAAUGGCAGUGCCGUAGAUUUCCCAAUGCCGGUCGCGACUGACUCUGUUGGGACAGCCCCUGAUGUUACCUGUGAUUAUAAUCCGGGUAAUGGGUUCGCUGAAGGAGUGACAGCUGUUACCUGCUCAGCUAACGAUAGUGUGCAGGCAGGACAGAGUGUUUCUUGUUCUUUCAAUGUCACAAUUGGUAAAGCUCCGAUAUUUGAUCCUGACCCGGACUGCACCAGAGAUUUCAUCGUCUCACCCAACGACGGCAUAGAUGCCAGCAACGUGGACUAUCCCGAGCGGACAGCGACACAAGCUGAUAACACCAAAGCAACUGUGCAAUGUGAGCCUGCAAGUGGAACCAGGUUUCAAGGAGGCGAUACUAAUGUUACCUGCAGUGCAACUGAUACGAAUGUGCCGACCUUGAUAACUACAUGCAGCUUCAAAGUCAGAGUUUAUCCAAAAUUUGAGAAUGUUUGUCCUGAAUUUAUCAACCAAGUACCGGAUCCUGAUGACUACGUAGCAACAGUAGCCUUCCUGAAUCCAACUGCAAUAGACAAAGAUGGCAACGAGGUCACUGUGACCUGUGACCCUCCAUCCGGCAGCCAAUUUGAAGGCACGAAGACUACUGUGGAAUGCAUAGCCGAACAGUCAGCAACCGAAAAUGCCACUUGUGUCACCUCUGUGGGUGUGGUGCCGGCAUUAAGUAACCCAGUUCAGGACAUCGACCAAGGUCCAGAUCUUGGACAACAAACAGCUGUAGUUAGCUGGAAUCUGCCAACUUCAACACUCCCAGGAGACCAGCAAGGCGAAGUCAAGUGCACGCCGGAGUCCGGCUUUACGUUUCCCCCGGGUGAGACGGAUGUCAAGUGUGUGGCCCCGUAUGAAUUGCCAGUUUCAGGCACUGUGGUGGAGGCAAUCAACUUUUUCAAAGUUAGAGUGUAUCCAAUCAUAACCUGCCCCAGUGAUGUAAUCGCUACUCCAGACGACUCCCCUCCAACUACUCCAGUGGAAUACCAGAAAGCGACAGCUGUAGGCUCGAUGGAGUCUGAAAUCAGCGUUACCUGUGAGCCGGACGUUGGUUCCGAGUUCCCAAAUAACAAUGCAACUAAAGUAACCUGUAAUACCACGGAUCCAGUGACUGGAAAUGAGGCUACAUGUUCGUUCUUGGUCACUGUUGGUGAAGUUCCAACCUUUAAUGCCACACCGUGCCACGAUCAAGUUAACGUGCCACCAGACCCAUACGGCAGCACAGCUUCCAAAGUCUCUUGGGAAGAUCCAACAGCAGUCGACAGCGACAACAACGUAGUCGAUGUCACUUGCGAGCCUGUCAGUGGCACCACUGAUUUUGAUGCUGGAGCAACAGAGGUAACAUGCACUGCGGUUGACGGCACAUUGGACAGUCUCAUCAACACCUGCAAAUUUGAUGUAUUCGUGUCACCCACCUUCAAUGUGAGUUGCAGUGACGAUCUGGUCGUGAAAGGAAGCGAGGCCGUCGUAUCCCCUGACUGGCUUCGUGCCAAAGGUAACACGGACACCACCGGAGAGCUUGCCGUUGUCGAGUGCGACAGGGAGGCCGGGUCAGUUCUCGCUGAAAAUGUCACCGUGAUCACUUGCACUGCUACAGAUGCCGGGACAAGUUUCACCACAAACUGUUCCUUCACGGUCACUGUUGAUGCUGAACCGCCAACUAUGGAUUGCCCAUCUGGAACCUCCCUACCGGUUGAUCCGGGUAAAAAUACAGCCACUUACACAUGGACUGUGAACGUGACAGACGACAACCCCCCAGCUGACGGUUUAACAGCUCUCUGCAUACCGCCUUCAGGUUCCAUCUUUGAAUACGGAAUGACAGAGGUCAUCUGCUCUGCUGUUGACGUAGCUAACAAUAUAGGAACGUGCACCUUUGAGGUCAACGUCACAAGUACAGAAUGCUCGCCCAACAACUGCACAGACAAUUCGAACUGCAUAAUCGAUGAAAGCGGCCAGGCAGAAUGCAGGUGCAGAGAGGGAUUCUCAGGCAUUCCGUGUGAAAACAUAAAUGAAUGUGAAGUCGAUAAACCCUGCCACACCAAUGCAGACUGCAAGGACUUGAAGCCACCUGAGUUCUUCAGCUGCACCUGCAAAGAGGGAUUCUACGGUGAUGGCAUAGACAGUUGCGAACGUUACAUUGAACCAGAGUACCCUGAUAUUCCAGGGUCCGUUGACUUCGAGAAAAAGUUUGCUUUGGAGCUUGCCAUUUCAAAUUCUUCAACGUACGGAUGUGACCCGGAGAAUGAGAAUGACAAGAUGUCCCCCCAGUGCUUUGGACUUGUAAAUAUAUUCAAGGGACUUAUCGAGCCACUGUACAGGCAAGUGUCAUCCAGCAGCUUCAAGGCCAUCAUAGUAGACCAGUCAGCAAUCAAGAAGGGUAGUGUGGUCAUUCCGCACACAGUGACCUACAACUACGGCAAUGUAGAAGUUCGGGGCAUUGGAUCGGCCGAGUUUCUCCGGAAAUCGACGCUGGCGACUUUGCUCAAGGCAGGUGCUAUUGGGAGCUUGGAGCUGCAGGACUGCGCAGAGUGUGGUAAUCCCAAAGAUGUCACUGACGUUUGCACAGGUGUGGAUAAAAAUGGGAUCACUUGCACAGGCAAACGGGUGCUGUAUGAGGAAAAGUCCAGUGACCAUUGCAUUCUCAAAUGCGUGUCCACCUGUGUCGCUGAGCCCAAGUACUGUGCUGCUGGGGUCUGUACCCAGGAGUUAGACAAGGAGGCAGUUUGCAGUGACUGUCCGGAAGGCACUGAGGGACCGAAAUGCGAGGAGGUGGGUCCCAACAUCCCCUUGAUCGUGGGGCUGUCGGUGGGCCUCGGUGGCGGAGCCUUACUUAUCAUCAUCAUCAUCAUUGCUUACUUCAUGUAUAAGAACAAGACAUCUAAGAGCACAGCUUUAAGUGACCUUCCAGGCGGCAACAGUCGAAGUGUUGAGGCACUGCAGAUGCAGGACAAAAGGGAUUCCUUUUAAAGACUCAGCUGGUGGAUUGCAUGCAUGUUAUAUUAUGGUGUCUUAAAUACAAACUGUGCUUCAUGAAGUCAACAAAGCAAGAGUAUAAGGUUAUUCUAGAAAUUAAGGGUCCAGUUUUUUCGUGUCCCAGUCAAAUCUGACAUAUGAUUCUGUAAGUUCAGAACUGAUUUUCUCAUUUCCAAGGGUGAUGUAUUAAUGGAAAUUACCUG
Messenger RNA from Acanthaster planci (crown-of-thorns starfish), 4198 nucleotides. RefSeq names its product hyalin-like. Gene Ontology annotation, molecular function: calcium ion binding. Lineage: Eukaryota; Metazoa; Echinodermata; Asteroidea; Valvatida; Acanthasteridae. The record is from RefSeq and is a predicted model, not a curated record.